GAUAAAUAAAGGAAACAUACCUUCUCACACAUAUCCCCCCCCCCCCACCUCCCUCCUCAAAUAAAGAAGUGGUAGGGGACGAAACGAACAUUAAAUAAUAAAAUAAUCAUAUUUGUUGCCCAUAACUUCGUUUUCAGGAUGCGGCGAAGCGUUAUUCGAACUCGAAAGGAGUUUCUCGAGCGCAGACAACAUGAGCGCGUGCACGAGGCCAUUGCAUCCCGGAAGGAGCAGUUUCAAGAGGCGAUGCGGACGGGCACGCCGCUGCCAGGCCACCUCCGCAAGGACGCCUUAGCGCUCAAAAAAUUCACCGAACUAGACGACGAGGAAACGCGCAAGUUGAAGACGACGAUUGACGACGAGUACGCGCUCGCCGGGAGUGAGGAUCCGCAUGUGCUAGUGAGUACCUCGCGUGGGGCUUCGCAGAAGUUGUUAGAGUUCGCGAAGGAGAUUCGUCUGGUGAUCCCCAACGCCGUUCGCGUGAAUCGUGGUAAUCUCAGUGUGCAUCAGCUGAUGGAGGCGGCCCGGCGUGAUAACUUCACCGAUGUGGUGGUCCUGCAGGAAUCGCAUGGCGUGCCGGAUAGCAUCACGAUCUCGCACCUCCCGCUCGGUCCGACGGUAACCUUCACCAUUCACAACUUAGUUACGCGGCAUGAUAUCGAGGGGGUGGGGACGAUGUCGGAGCAGUAUCCCCACCUCAUCUUUGAGAACUUCACGACGAAGUUAGGGCUGCGUAUUAAAGACGUGCUUCGCUUUCUCUUCCCCGUUCCGAAGCCGGAAGCGACGCGGGUGAUGACCUUCGAUAACCAAAAUGACUUUAUCAGUUUUCGCCAUCACACCUUCCACGCGGACCCGAAAAAUUCGAAGCAGGUGGAGCUCACGGAGGUGGGUCCGAGGUUCGAGUUGACGCCGUAUCGUGUUGUUUUGGGGACGCUUGAGAUGGAUGAUGCGGAGACGGAAUGGGUUCUUCAGCCCUACAUGAACACAGCAAAGAAGCGUCGCUUGCUGUAA
Molecule: messenger RNA, 1008 nt
Organism: Phytomonas sp. EM1
Lineage: Eukaryota; Euglenozoa; Kinetoplastea; Trypanosomatida; Trypanosomatidae
Source: the annotation of a GenBank genome assembly